CAGGCGGAAGUGAAGAUGGAGGCGCUGGUUUUCAUUCUAUCGCUGGCCGAUUGUUGCGGCCUGAUCUUCCUGGCAGUUUACUUCAUUAUAACCCUGUCAGAUCUGGAAUGUGAUUACAUAAACGCCAGGGCCUGUUGCUCCAAACUGAACAAGUGGGUGCUGCCAGAGCUGAUCGGCCACAGUGCUGUCUCGGUCCUGAUGCUGGUCUCCAUGCACUGGUUCAUCCUGCUGCUCAACCUGCCAGUCGCCGCCUGGAACUUCCACAGGUACCUCUCCGUCCCCUCUGGCAACGUGGGCGUUUUCGACCCGACUGAGAUACACAACCGAGGCCUGCUGAAGACCCACAUGAAGGAGGCCAUGAUCAAACUUGGCUUCCACCUGCUCUGUUUCUUCAUUUACCUGUACAGUAUGAUCCUGGCAUUGAUCAAUGACUGAGCGCCUCGCUGGAGGGGUGGACAGGCACAAGCUUCAGGCACAGAGCUGGGACUGGGCUCUCACUUGGUCCUCUUCGGUUGGAAGUUGGAGAAGGUUGUAUCAUGCAGUUUAUAUUCUGGACCCGACUGAAAUGUGUUUUUGAGAUUAUUUUUUUUAAAGCAAUAAAGUUACAGUUUAAAAGUA
Messenger RNA from Pristis pectinata (smalltooth sawfish), 618 nucleotides. RefSeq names its product cornichon family AMPA receptor auxiliary protein 4 (gene cnih4). The record is from RefSeq and is a predicted model, not a curated record. The transcript is spliced from 5 exons. Bases 16 to 435 code for a protein of 139 amino acids. Gene Ontology annotation, cellular component: COPII-coated ER to Golgi transport vesicle; endoplasmic reticulum membrane. Gene Ontology annotation, biological process: endoplasmic reticulum to Golgi vesicle-mediated transport. Lineage: Eukaryota; Metazoa; Chordata; Chondrichthyes; Rhinopristiformes; Pristidae.